Gigantopelta aegis is the source of this 4905-nucleotide messenger RNA. RefSeq names its product (E3-independent) E2 ubiquitin-conjugating enzyme UBE2O-like. The coding region runs from base 56 to 4207 and encodes 1383 amino acids. Lineage: Eukaryota; Metazoa; Mollusca; Gastropoda; Neomphalida; Peltospiridae. The record is from RefSeq and is a predicted model, not a curated record. The transcript has 20 exons.
UGAACAUCACGCAAGUUUACAUAUCCCACAAUUCCGUGUUAAUGAUACGUCAAGUAUGGCUGCUUGCAGACUGUUUGACGAAGACGAAGUUUGCUUAAUUACACCGGAUAAGGGUUAUGUUUAUGGUUUGGUGUUAGAAAAUGCUGAAUUUAUCAGCAGCGACGAGGAAGGUGAUGAGCUACCAGGUCAGAUCACUAAAGGCUCAGUUAGAGUGGCCUGGCAUCCAGAUGGCAAAGAAACUGUCGUUGAAGAAGACAAGGUCAUGCUUGCCGAUCGGUCUCUGAUGCCUGGCGAUGUUGUGCGUCAUCUGGACGAUAAUGAAGAUAGCCAGGCUGGAUUUGUGGAAGACAUGUCGGUUACCUGUCACCUGCAUGUACUUGGCACUGACAAAUACAUUUACAACGUCAACAGCAAGGACUUGAUAUACCCGAAAUAUGAUACCGAUCCAGGCGAUGUCACCUAUGGCCCAUGGUUGGGCAGGAUAGAUGCUGUAAAUGAAGAAUAUGUUCUCCAAUUUCCUGAUGGAGCAAGAUGUGUCAUUAAUGACAAUGACAUUUGUGCAUUUGAAGAUAUUACAGACAAACGAUGCAAGCACACAGAGUUCUGCAAUUAUGAGACAUAUCCUUCCCAGGAACUAAAGGCUACAAUGGGAGAUUUGGGUGAAGUGAAGUGGCUGGUAGAAACGCCUGCAUACAAUGCUACAAUCGUUAAGAGUAAACCAAAGAUGAAUAUUCAUGUUACUGUUGCGGAGGUAAGGACUUUCAGUGUUGAUGUUCAUUGGUUGUGUCGUGGUUUGGCCAAAGUGGAAAACCCUCUGGACAACACAGAGACUCCACCAAGACAAGUAUCUGGUGAUGAUCUCAAUCGACUGCAUUCGUUAAACUGGUUUGAGCAUUGCAGUGUACAGAUUGGUGACAAGGUUCAGUACGUCAUUCCUGACACCAGUGUCCUGGUGACCACACCUCCCAAGCACAACGCCAAACCCAUGAAUGUUAGUGACAUCAUUGAGCAGUCUCAGAACGACUGUAGCCAGCCUGGCGAUCCAAGUCCACCUGAACAGGCUAGUUGCGAUGCACUGGGAAAACCUAAAACAGAUUGUAAGUGCAAUGAUGAAGAGUGCGAAGGUGCAGAAGCAGAUUCCGAGGACAGCUCUGACGCGGAGUCCCUGGGUUCAAACCGCUCAGACGGAAGCACAAAGAAGAGGAAAAACCCUAGAAAGGGACCCCAUCUGGCAACCAAAUCGAUGAGAAAAGUUAAAGGUCGAAGGGCAAAGAAAAAGUUCAACUUUCCUGAGCGAAAACUACAGGCUGGGGACACGGUGACCACUGAAAUAUGCUAUACCUUCUCUAAAGCUUGCAUCAGGUGGCAGGAUGCUUCACAAACAACUGAUGUCCCUUCAACAAAGCUGUAUCCCAUUCAUCAUCUAGAUGCCCUUGAGUUCUUUCCUGGAGACUUUGUCAGUGAUACCAGAGAAGAGCAUCAAGGUGACUAUGGGGUAGUGGUGAACUCAAACCACAAGGACCGAACUUGUGUGGUUAAGUGGAUGAGGACGUAUGAAGUCGGAAAAGGCAACAGUCCUAGCUGUGUGUUGGGGCCCACAGAAGUAAGCGUGUACGAUAUCGUGGACCAUCUAGAAUACAAGUACCGUACUGGCUACAAUGUCAUCAGAGUCGGAGGAUUUAGAAGCCGAGAUGAAGAAUUGCCUGCAGUUGGCCAGGUGUACAGUCUAGCUAACGAUGGGACAAUAGAUGUGAAGUGGUCUAAUGGUCGAGUCACUACAUGUUAUCCGCAGGAUUUAUACGUCUCUUCAGAUAUCCUGGAAGAUUUCUCCGACUCUGAGCUGGACUCGUCUGACUCAUCUUCUGACGACGACGAAGAGGAAGAAGAGAGUGAUGCAUCAUGGGAAACUGAGGAUGAAGAAGAUAUAAUGGAUCCAGAAGGAAUGUUCAAAGACAGGGACACUGUUGAGAAGAAGGGCAUCCCUUUCCUGAACGAGGAGCAGAAUGCUGACGUGAAGUCUCUCAUGUCGGAGCUUCCCUCUGAUCUCGCCAACCUCGAGACGGUGUUCGAGUUUCUCAACGAGGGCACGCCCAACCUGACCAGCCAGUACCGCGAAAUCCUGCAGAUCUACUCCUCCUGCAAGUACCUCGACAAGACCCUGAAGACGUCCUUCUUCAAAGAUGAGGACCUCAUCGAUCUCAUUGCCAUCAUCAAGUCGGAGAGGAAGAGAGAGAAGUACAAGAAGAUUUCCAAUCGCUUCCAGAGCUUGUACCUUUCGUGGUACAAUAAUGUUUCUAGUCUCGGAAGUGAAAUCAGUCCUAUUAUUAGUCUGUCAGGAGAUGAUGGCGGUUGUAAUCCAUCGGGGGAUCAGCAUCAUUGCACGUCUUUGAGAGAACAGGAUGGUUGUGCAGCUUCAAAAUCAGAUGCUGUUCAGUCACGUAAAGAUGAUUCAGAUUUGACCUCUCCCAAUAGAGUGCCAAAAUCGGUAACAGAUGAGGAGGGUUCUCUGUCCACUGGCGACUGCUGUGCAAGUGGGGAUCAGACUGAUGGAGCUUGUGGUAUUGCACAGAAUAUCUCAUCCUUGAAGCUGGUGGGGAAAAAGGAAACGCGGCAGACGGAAGCUGGUCCAAACUCUGUCCAGCAUGAUCGUUCCAGCAGGGAGCUGUGCAUAAAUGUUUUAAGGAAGCUCCACGAUGGGGUUGUCAAACUUCAGAAUGAAAUGAACAAGUACAAAACAGCUAGCCAGACCGAGAGUGGUACUCAAACUGACAUGUAUAUAAGUGAAAUUAAAGUGGAAAACGGGGAGGAUGACAGUGCUCGUCUUUGUGGAGAAGCUACUGUUAAAUCUGAAAAUGGAGACGCUGCUGUUAAAUCUGAAAAUGGAGAUGCUGAUAAAACUGAGCUGUGUCAAGCAUCUGCCAUGAAGUGUGAAAAAGCCACGAUAGCGCACUGCUUUUUAGAACAAUCUUCUGAUUGUGAUAAAGGAAAUCAGACACAAGAUAUGACAAGAACAGAAGUCCCAAUUCAGACUAACGAGUUGGCAGAAUGUUGUCCCGAAACAGAUGAGCAUUCUAAAGCCAGUGCUGAUGUUUCUGACAAGGUUGAGGAGCUUGUUGAUGGUGGCAUGAGUGUGUGUCACGAUAUCCAGUCCCAGCUUGUUGAUGACAAUAUUUCGAGAGAAAAUGGUGCCUCGUGUGUGGUGGAAAGUCAAGACUGUGAUAGAGACUCAAUGGUUGUUAAAGGUUUUGAGCUGGUUGAUGAGGUUCUACUGUGCCACAGAUUCUACGGGAACGAGCAUGUUUCUACAGCUCCCAAAGCUUUCCACACAGCAGUCAGUAGAGAGUUAAAACUACUCCAGACAAGUUUGCCAUCUGGGAUCCUGGUGAAGUGUUUUGCAGACAGAUUGGAUCUCUUCUCCAUUAUGAUUGUGGGCCCAAAGAAGACUCCUUAUGAAGACGGUCUAUUUUUCUUUGAUGUUCAGCUGCCCUCGGACUACCCAAGUUCACCACCAGUGUUUCAUUAUUACUCGUACUGUAUGGACAGACUUAACCCAAACCUCUAUGACGAUGGCAAAGUGUGCGUCAGUCUUCUUGGAACAUGGGCAGGAAAGGACAAUGAGGUCUGGACUGCAAAAUCUAAUCUUCUGCAAGUACUAAUUUCCAUUCAAGGUUUGAUACUGGUGUCCGAGCCAUACUACAACGAGGCAGGAUACGAGAAACAGCGUGGCACAACGCAAGCUGCGGAAAACAGCCGCAUGUACAACGAGAUGGCCAUUUUGAAACUCAUUCAGUCUUUGACGAACAUGGCCAGGAAACCUCCCAAGGUAUUUGAGAAAGAGACUUGGAAACACUUGGCAACGUUUGGACCAAGAAUUAUUAAACAGCUGGAGGCUUGGAUGAAGGUGUCGGACAAGAAAACGAAAGAAGAAACCCAGAGUUUGUCAAAACCAAAUGAUGAGACAUCCCCUAACAGUAUUAACACGGCGGAACACGAACACCAAAACCACGUGCCAGGCUUGACGACCAAUGAAACAAAACUACCUGAUGAUACAAACGCUCCUUGUGUUUCCACUUCAGACGAAGAAGAUAAAAUUGCCGAACCUGACUUUCCAUUACUUCCAGUGUCGAGAGGAUUUCGGCUGACUCUGAAAAAACAAUUGGCACAGUUCAGAAAGGUUUUGGAUGAAAUUGAGCCAGUAACUGUAUGACAGUUUGGUUUAUAGAGUUGUUUUUGGGUUUUUAGGAAUUCCUUGAUCGUAUUUAAACUCACUUUGUGUGUAUUCCUAGUAAUGUGAUAUGAAUAACUUGAGUUUGAGUAAACAACGACAAUGCAUUUUAGAUGAAAAAAGUCAAUCAUCAAAACAAAGAAAUGAAAAAGAUCAUACUGGGCAUAUUUCAUGAUUGAAAAUAUUUUAGCUACAACUGACAGCAAUAAUAAUAGCUGUAAUACUUUUGCAGCUUCUAACAAAAGAAUCUUUUGUUUUUGGAUAUUCAAAACUACAAUCUCCUCUCACCAUGUUGUAACAUUAUUCGCUAAUGCACAAUAAAAACACAACGGUUGUCAAGUACAGUUGUAAUAAACUCAUGAGUUGUUGCUGUCAACAGUUAUCAUCAGCUACCUUCAUAUAAGUCUGUUAUCGUGUAUUUUAAUACUUUCUAACAGAGAGAUGAAGAAUAAGACAUUUCUUUUCAUACAUAACCCAACCUCAGACCCAUGGUAGCAGUGAAAACAAAACCCAGCAGGUCAAAAGUCAAGAUAAGUAUUCAUGACAAAAGAAAAUGAUCCAAGUUUUCUUUAGUUUUGUGCAAGGUAAAUUAGCAAAUAUAUUUAAAGGAUAUUGAGGAAUUGUAUGCUACAGCAAGCAGUUAAUGUGGAUGGUUUAUGUAAUAAAAAUAUACCACAGAA